This is a messenger RNA of Esox lucius (northern pike), 3400 nucleotides long. RefSeq names its product septin 9b (gene septin9b). The record is from RefSeq and is a predicted model, not a curated record. The transcript has 11 exons. Gene Ontology annotation, molecular function: GTP binding; GTPase activity; molecular adaptor activity. Bases 301 to 2034 code for a protein of 577 amino acids. Gene Ontology annotation, biological process: cytoskeleton-dependent cytokinesis. Gene Ontology annotation, cellular component: septin ring; microtubule cytoskeleton; septin complex. NCBI's taxonomy places the organism in Eukaryota, Metazoa, Chordata, Actinopteri, Esociformes, Esocidae.
CCUUAAAGUAGGACGUGCGUAAACGAAGCCUCAACAAUAAUUUGUGCCACUGCGCUUUUGAGUCUUCCAUAUGCACGCUCAUGCUUGAAAUUUAAAGCAUCCAAAGAAUUUGACAGCAGACUUUGAAGCAUAUCCACCUAGACAGAGUAAUAGGUAUUAGGCUAUAAGUUUCACUCGUAGUUUGUUUUUAAUAAACCGAACCGUUACGCACAAACCGCGGCUGACUUGUGCGCUGAAAGAUUGAGUAGAAGUAGUUUUACUGGAAAACGUUGACCAAAUAGUCCCCAAAACGAACAGAAUAUGAAGAAAAGUCCCGCUAAUUCAGCUCUAAAGAGGUCUUUCGAGGUGGAGGAUGUGGACUCCCGGCGUGCCCCGAACAACGCCAGCCCUCGUCCCCUCAUGUCCCCCACCAGCAUCUACUACCGCGAGCUGGGCGCCAGCAACCAGAACAACGGCUCGGUCUCCAAGAGCAUCAUGGGAGGGGGAGGCUCCAAGACCCCUGAGCCCAUAUCCCGGGGGCGAACGGAGCUCUCCAUCGACAUCUCCUCCAAGCAGGUGGACCCAACAAGCCCCGGUUCCCUCCGGUUUGUCGCGAAACGCCCCGAAGUCCUGGGCCACUCCAAGACUCCCGACAUGGGCCACAAGCGGGAGGUCACCUUCGCCAAGACUCCCCAGGAGGCCGUGAUUCGUGGAGGGCCCCGGACCCCCGAGCCCCCGGGCCACCCGCGGAAGUUCGACUCCCCCGGGGCGGGGGACGGCCCUGCCGGCAGGACCGCGCCGGGGAUCGGCGUCGCCAAAGGACCCGAGCCGACGGGGAACGGGAAGAACCACGAGAAUCACGGCCAUCACGUCGCCGUGCACCAUCCUCACCACCCGAACCCCCACCACAACACCAUAGUCACCACCAUCCGCUGCUCCUCCCCCAGCCACGCCGGUCGGGCGAACUCUCCCAAGCCUGACAGGUCAGAGGUCAAUCCAAGUCAGAGCAACAUGUCCGCCCCGCAACAUCCGCACCUCCCUGGCAAGGCGGCAACGCCGGGAGCCGGUGACUUCAGCUACGUGGGCAUUGAUGCCAUCCUGGAGCAGAUGAGGAGAAAGGCCAUGAAACAGGGCUUUGAGCUCAAUAUCAUGGUUGUGGGUCAGAGUGGUUUGGGGAAGUCCACCCUGAUGAACACCCUGUUCAAGUCUAAGGUCAGCAGGAAGUCUUUGGUGUCAACCCCUGAGGAGAGGAUCCCCCAGACCAUCGAGAUCAAGUCCAUCAGCCACGACAUCGAGGAAAAGGGUGUGAGGAUGAAACUAACUGUAAUCGACACCCCUGGAUUUGGGGACCAGAUCAACAACGAGAACUGCUGGCAGCCAAUCAUGAAGUUCAUCAAUGACCAGUAUGAGCAGUAUCUGCAGGAGGAGAUCAACAUCGACAGGAAGAAGAGGAUCCCAGACUCACGGGUCCACUGCUGCAUAUACUUCAUACCACCCACGGGACACUGCCUGAGGCCCCUGGAUGUGGAGUUCAUGAGGCGCCUGAGUAAAGUGGUCAACAUCGUCCCUGUCAUUGCCAAGGCAGACACACUCACCUUAGAGGAGAGGGACUCCUUCAAACAGACGAUCAGGGAGGAGCUGCGAGCCAACGGGAUCGACGUCUACCCUCAGAAGGAGUUUGACGAGGAUGCAGAUGACAGGAUGAUUAACGAGAAGAUCAGGGAGAUGAUCCCAUUUGCUGUGGUGGGGAGCGAUCAGGAGUACCAGGUCAAUGGAAAGAGGCUUCUGGGCAGAAAAACCAAAUGGGGCACCAUAGAAGUUGAGAACAUUGCACACUGCGAGUUUGCCUACCUGCGGGACCUCCUCAUCAGGACCCACAUGCAAAACAUCAAGGACAUCACCAGCAGCAUCCAUUACGAGGUGUAUCGUGUCCGCAGGCUAAACGAGACCAACGGCCAGCCCAACGGCCAGCCGCCCAACACACUGGCCGACCCAAAGCCGCAGCAGGCUAACGGGCUGGCAGCACAGCACCAAGUCCUGACCCACGAAAUGUAGAAGGGAUAUAGUGCGAUCGACCCACACACACAGUGAGCCUCUCCGACAUGUAAAAAAGUUAGUUUCCGUACACACUCCAAAGACGAUAACCGUAUCUUGCUAGCAACAAUUCUAACAUUCAAACUGCCAAAACAGAGUUUCCCGGUUUUGUGAGGAGCUGAUGGGUAAAGAGAGAGAGAUUUCCCUAGCGAGGCGCGAUGCCAAAUCAGUAAUAGCAUACGGAUUUUAGAGACCACCUUCCGAAUUACGGCGUCGUCAUCUUAGCUAGAAAUUACUGCUUGAACUGACCUGGUUGACGUUUGUGUGGUGCUGUAGAGUUUUGUCUAGAUAAUAGGAGAUUCUGCGAUGGCGGGUAUUGCUUGGGUUUAGGUUCUCUGUGUUGUUGUUUUUUCCGUUGACACAUCUGCACUGCCCAGUAAAACAGCAAUGCGGUGUGGAGCAGCUUUGAAUCCUCUUGUCUGUUUCCAUUGUGUUUUCUUAUGUACUCGACCUCUUGCCAAACCAACCUGUCUAAACCAAUAUGCCAACGAAUGCCAGAGGUUGUGUCGUGUGGCAUAAUGUGCAUUUUACCUUUACUGUUGUUGUGUUGUUGUUGUAAUAUUGUUGUGUCGUUUAUUAUCUGGAUGGUGGGGGAUGUAGAACAAAUACACCUCUAUGAUUCCUGUCCUUUUUGUAACCCCAAAUAAAUGACCUUUCCAUUCUAAAGAGAAGCAAAUAUAGUAUAGAAUUGAUUUUACAAAUAGAUAUUUAUGCUUGUUAUGUAUUCAGUUUAAAUCGAUGAUGCUACUAGUCAGACAGCCGUUCUAUACCUUCUCCUGUUGUUCCCAGAGAGUAGUUGUAUCAGAGCAGAUGGGAAACCUAUUUAGGCACAGUUGGUUAUAUUUAGUGUACCUAUCAGAAUAUAAUUUCACUCCCAAUAAGUCUGCCAUGUUCUGACAGGGAAUUGCUGUGAUUUAGAUCCGGUCUUAAUGGAUGCUGUGUAGAGUAGUACUAAAGGCAGGUUGGAUAUUAUGUAGCACAUAAAUGCAUACACGGAUUGAAUUAAUAUUGUUCUGCAUUCCCGGUUUAGUCAUUGUAUAACUUAACCUCAUCUUCCCAAAUAAACAUGUUUGAAAAAGAAAUAAUGAAAGGUGCCAUUCCGCCAAACACGAUGGGGUUACUCAGGCUAAAACUAUUGGGCAGAGGUCAAGACCAAGAAGACUAUUAAUUUAGUAAUUUAUAUCUUGCAUAACAAAAAAAUUACAAAAGGUAAUACAAUGUUUACUGUUGUAUAGUUGUUUGUUAUGGUAUGAUAAAAUAAGGUUUAUCUUUGAUAAAUGUCUUUGAUGCUAUACUCAAAGAAAUAAAGAUUGAUAUUUUUAUUGUU